AUUUUAAAACUUCUAUAAUGUAAGCUUAUAGCUACAUCAUAAGCAACAAGUUAAUAGUGUAUAAAUCAGUUUUGUUAGAUAACCUUAAUAAUUUAGUUUUUGAAAUGGCGAUAAUUAAGCUUUACAGACUAACAAAUUGGAAGAACAGUGGAGGGAAAAAGAUCCAAAUUUAACAUUUAAAAAAAUAAAGUAUUCAUCAACAUAGCUAUUCUGAAAGCGUUUGUUAGGAAAGAAGAAAAAUAAUCGUUCCCAAAAUAAUCACUUACGGCUAAUGUUGCGUUUAAAAUUUAUGCUUAACUUAAAAAAAGGAAAAGGAAAAAUAACCUGUACUAUGUUUAUAGCCUAUAUUAUAAACGAGCUGAUCUAAGUUGUCACGCCAAUCUUGUGAAUCAAGGGGUUCCACUUCAUGCGGGCUUGAGCAGGUAUGGGACAAUAGCGAAAUUGCACAACCGCUUACAGGAAGUUGAAAGAAUACAUUGAUGGGUCGUCACCUGUGUCACUCCUCGACUGUGCCACCCACCAUUAUUUUAUUUCUCAGUCAACGGGCCUCGGUCUCUCUAACAGAUAGGUCAGCCAUGAUGAAGACAUUGACCCGACGCGAUAAAAUUCGGUAGAAAAAAGUUUGCUAAAAUCCUUAAAAUUUGUUAUAAACUUAAUGUUAAACAACUCUCCGUUCUUGAUUAUUUCAUGCAAACAGAAAUCAAGCAUUGCUUCUUCACUUCUUUUCCUAUCCGUCGUCAUAAUUGAACCGUGACGUCAUGCACUCAACUCACGUAAUCGAUCAGCGGUCCAUUUAAUGGACGCAAUUUAUGUUACGUCAUACAGGCGUGGUUUUUGUCGACUUGUCGACACUCGAAGCGACAACGCAUUCAACAGGUGUUAGUUUUGUGUUAUUCACUGUUGGAUGUAUAUUUGAGGAGUAAAAAAAACGAGUCGAAAGAUGUAUCCUGACGUUAACAGACAGUGGAUAUGGACAUCGUCCGUCUAUUAACUCGUGCAUUGGAAGUCCUUCUAUGUACAUUCUGUUACAGGAAGGCACGUAGAAAAGAUAAAGAUGUUUCAGUUCCCUCUCAAGAAGAACCUAAAUUAUAUUUGGAAUCUGCAGUUUUGGAAUGUACAGUUCCAGAAACAAGAUUACGUGAAACAGUGGAAUUACCUCCAAGAUUAGACUAUAAUGAAUGGCUUGCUUCUCAUACACUGGCAUUUUUUGAUCAUAUUAAUCUUAUUUAUGGGACAAUCUCAGAGUUUUGUACAAUGUCUGGAUGCCCUGAUAUGACUGGACCAGGAGGAAGGCAAUAUUUAUGGUUUGAUGAAAGAGGAAAGAAAUGUAAAGUUGCAGCUCCUCAAUAUAUAGACUAUGUGAUGACGUUCACACAGAAAACAGUGAAUGACGAAUGUAUUUUUCCUACAAAAUUUGAUAAAGAAUUCCCUAGUUCCUUUGAAUCAAUUGUAAAAAAAAUUCAUCGGCUGUUAUUUCAUGUAAUAGCCCAUCUUUAUCAUGCCCAUUUUAAAGAAAUAGUCUUACUGAAUCUUCAUGCUCAUUUAAAUAGCUUAUUUUGUCAUUUCGUACUUUUUAAUGAACAAUUUAAAUUAAUUGAUGAAAAGGAAACUGAACUGCUCCAAGAUCUUGCGGUAGCAUUGAAAAUUUAUUCUAGUGAUGAAAAAAACUGUAAAGAUACAAAAGAUUGCUUGAUAUCUGAUAAAAAAUUAAAUGGAAAAAGUCACAAAGAAAGUGAGAACCUUUCAACAUCUGAGAGGUUGGAAGAUAUAAUGAAGAAUGAAGGAAAUGGGAAUCUUACUCCAUCAUCUGUACUCCUUCCAACAUCACAAUCAAUACCAUCCUCAAUUACAGCCUUACAUUCUAGGACAAAUUCUGGAGGUCAUUCAAACCCCAGUCUCUGUGCUCUGGACUCAACAAUAUUUACAAGUCCAACACCUCUUGCUGCCUCUUGUGGAUCAUCUCCUGUUAAAUUUCAGUAGUAAACAUACUAUCUGAUAUUGUACAAGUACUACAAUAUUUCAUAUUGUGCAAAUAGCAUUUUUAUUAAAUGAUUAGUCACAAUAUGAUUCUACUGACUCACAAAUGCACUGUUUCAAAAUAUAAUAGUGCAAUUAGUAUUGAUAUAGAUAAUAUAAUUGAUAUCAGAAAUGAUAAAAAUUUAAAAAUCAGUGUGUUCUUUACUUCUUGAUUGCCUUCAAUAGGAAAAUCCUAAAAAAUCUUUUGUCACUAUGUUUUCUUUCUACCUAAACAAUUUUAUUAUUUUUAAUUAAGUGAUAAAUUAUAGUACUAACCAAUGCAUAAUUAUACAGUAAAAAAAAAUUGUUAAUUAAAUUUGAUAGGAGUAUAAUUUAGAAAUGUCAAUUUAAUAUAUAACAAGUUUUAUUAUAAUCUUUUUAAUAUAAUUUUAAUAUAUACAUUUGUUUAUUAGAUAAACAGAUCUUGAAAUAUGAAAUUAUCUAUUUCUUGAUUUAAAAAAAUUUUCCAAGGUAGAUUUUUAGUGGCAUAUGAAAAAUUAACAAUUUUUAUUUUUAAUCAAAUAUUUUUGAUUCUUAAAGUGAUGAUUUCUAGAAAUUUAAUGUGUUCUAAUCCAAAGGUGGCAUCAGAUCUUUUUGUAAAUAUAGAAGAAUUCUGUUUGUUUUAAUAAUUUCAUGUUAUUGAUAGGUACUAAAGGCAAUAUCUAUAAAUUUCUUUUUAUGUUAAUUACAUCUUAAAAGCCAUUUAAAGUACAAAGUAUUUGUGAUUAUUUGUUGUUGUUGUUGCAUAAGUAAUUUAUUCACUUUAAUGAUAGAUUUAUUGAUAUAAAGAAUGUAAUUUAUUUUGUGUUCAAAUAGUACAAAAUUUGUUUAGAAUAGCUUCAAUAAUAAUCAAACAUAUCUUUGCAGACAAUCUUAUUUUUUAAAUUUUAUCUCAACAAUUUGAUUAACGUUUGUAUUCAAUUGAACAAAAAUAGGCUGAAGAAAUAUACUUUUUGAUACAAAUAAUGCAUUCUUCAGUAAUUUGGAUUAAUUAAAAUUGAGUUUUCAGGAUGUAAAUCCUUGAUUCAAAUAAUAUACAGAUUCCUAGAAAAAAGGCAUUAACAAACUGUUAUGAACUAUAUUAUUAUAUUUAUAUAAUUAUUGAAUAUUUUUCAAAAAAAUUGUUUUUUAUAAAUAGAGAAUUUUGUCAAAUUACAUCAAAUAAAAAUAUAAGAAAAAUGAAAUAAAUUAUAUUUCAUUUUUCUUAUAUUUUUAUUUCAUGUUUUCAUAAACUUCAUAAAACUAAAGUUAAAACUGUUAUGAUGAACAGUUGUAUUUUAAACUUAAAAUUUUCAGUGCUUUUACAAAAAUCAACAUUAAAAUAAAUUUUAUUAAAGUACUUUUACCUUUUUCUGAUAUUGGAAGUUUCAUUAGUAAAGUCAUUUCAUUGUAAAAUCUGUAUUGUUUUUGUUUUUUCCUCCUCUUUUUUUCAAAUUUGAAGUUCGUUCUAUUACAUAAAACUAUAGAAAAUUUUAAAUAUACUUGCUUUUUCAAAGCUGUUUAAAAACUUGUCCAUUAACUUAGGUGAAAUCAUUUAUAAAUUUGUUAACAUUAUUUCAGUCAUAGCCAAAUCUCAGAUUAAAAGUGUAAAAAAGUAAAUGAAAUAACUAGUUAAUUAAAAUUAUUAAAAACAGAAGCUUAAUUAUGUUUAUUAUUUAGCAUGUUGUUAACUUUAUACUUCAGGUUAUGAUUAAUCAUUAAUUUGUAGCCAUCUUAUUUAUUGAUAGCAAAUCUUUUUCUAUUUUAUGCAAAGAAUAUCAUUUUAUUGUUUAUACUGAAUUGAUAUUUAAAAUUCUGAUUGCUUAAACUUUGAAAAUAAACACUCUUCAGCACAUUAAAAACUAUCUAGACGUGACUGAAAAAGGCUACUAUAGUUCACUAUGAUAAAAGUGAAUUUUUAUCAAUAAUAUUUAAUUACUGAUUUAUAGAAUAAUGGACUCAAAAUACAAAUAAGUUAACACAAAAUAUUUAUUUAGUUUAAUUUGGUGUUCUCUUUGCAAAUUUUUAUUCAGUUAAAGUAAUUGAAGGUGUAAUUAGUUUAGGACACGCUGAUUUUAAAUUAUCUGGUACGAUGUACCAAGUUAAACUCAUUUUUACACUGUUGGAUGAUAAAAGUAACCUUUGCAAAGAUAAUCUUUAUAAUUUUAAAUAUAUAAAUUCACAUGUUGUAGCUUUUUCCUAAAAACCCAAUUUAAAAUAGCUUCCUCUGGAAGGUUUUAUUAAGGAGGACUAAGUAAAUCAAAUGUUAAUUAUUAAUCAAAUCAAAUUUGGUAGAUCUUAGUUCUGUGAAAAGAUUAACAAUAUAUUACAUUCCAGAAUAAUAUCAAAUGUUGUUAAUACUGAUACAAAAUGUUAUUGAUAUAGUUUGCUACAUGUUACCUAAAAUAUUGUCUUUCAAGUUUUUAUUUAAUAUAUUUAACAUUCCUGUUUGAUUUUCAAAUUAAGAUAGUAUUCCAUGUAAGGUAGCAUUUGGCAAAUAUUUACUACUUAAGGAAAACUUUAAACAUCAGCAGUGUAUAAUGAGUUCUUAUAAUUAUGUAGAUCUUGAAUGCUUAUCAUGUGAUAAAGUAUGCAUUAUCAGAAUCUACAAUUGCAACUUACUAAAAGUGUGAUAAAAUGGCAGUUAUAGAAGAAUAUACUUGAUGAUGAUA
This is a messenger RNA of Centruroides sculpturatus (bark scorpion), 4667 nucleotides long. RefSeq names its product MOB kinase activator 2-like. Gene Ontology annotation, molecular function: protein kinase activator activity. Bases 970 to 1980 code for a protein of 336 amino acids. The transcript is spliced from 5 exons. NCBI's taxonomy places the organism in Eukaryota, Metazoa, Arthropoda, Arachnida, Scorpiones, Buthidae. The record is from RefSeq and is a predicted model, not a curated record. Gene Ontology annotation, cellular component: nucleus; cytoplasm. Gene Ontology annotation, biological process: signal transduction; positive regulation of protein phosphorylation.